AGUUGGAUCCAGGAAAACGAUACCAUCGCACCGAAGUCGGCGGCCGAGCUCAUAGUCAUACGGGCGAUCGAACAGGCGAACAACAACAACAACACGCAUGAGAAGCAACAAGGGUUCUCCUGGGAAUGGUCUUCUUUUCUUAGGCCCUUGUACAUCUGUGCACCCAUGUGACUGCCUAUAAAGACACUGUGGCAAGCUGUACGGCCCCAUGCACAGCCAACCUAAGCUAAGAACUGUGAACUUUAGCAGCAUUAAUAGCCCCAAGAAGACAUGGACUACCUGUAACUGUAGAAAAUGACCUCGACCGCGGAACUGUAGCAUGGCAAAACGUACUCGCUGGAAUCCUGAAGGCCGACAGUGCGAAUCAUAGAUUAAUGUAUUGGAUGCUCAUAAAUCUGGAAACCAAAGUAACGUCAGUGCUUGAACCAACACCGAGUGACAAAGCAACAAAUGUGAGAUCAGUGCUUGGACCAAAACCGAGUGACAGGCAACAAAAGUGAGAUCAGUGCUUGGACCAAAACUGAGUAACAGGCAACAAAAGUGAGAUCAGUGCUUGAACCAAAACUGAGUGACAAGCAACAAAAGUGAGAUCAGUGCUGGAACCAAAACCGAGUGACUGACAAGAAAAUUGACACCAGUGCUGGAACCAGGAUUGAGUGACUGGCACUCUGAAAAGCAAUGUGAAUACUGCAACCAAAUGAAUCUUGCACUGUAUUAAGAAAAAGCAUGUGAAUACUGCAUUGUAUUCUCCACCAGAAUGCUGCUAAGUAGAAACUAGGUGAAAGAUACAAGUACAUACAGUGAAACCAGAAUGACUUGAAUCCUUAGAGCCAGUGCUAAAACUAAGUCUGUGUGCAAGGAAUAGAGCGAAGUAAAACGCAAGAACAGGAAAGUUUCACAUGUCUUGGAAGGAUCUCUGCGCAUAAUACUGAGGCAUAGGAAGCCAGGAUUUCUGUGAAAUUAUGUGUGGCUUCUCUCUUAGGUAAUCUUGACCUGGGAAACUUGAGGAAGUUUUUGAGGUUCUGAUUCAUACACUUGCAUAUCCAUGGUAUGUUUCUGUCGUGCUCAGAACGAGAGGGUCUUGAUCGGACUUUGUUUUACAGUUGAAAAGAAAACUUUUUUUGUCAUGGUGAAAAAUAGUUGUGAAGUUUGAUAUCACGCUGGCAGUAGCUCUUUUUGCGCACUGCAAAUUUAAAAAUAUUUUUGGUGUGUUUUUAUUAUUCUACAAGAUAUCAUCUACAUGAUCUGUAUGGUUUAUAUAUAUAAAGUGUGCUGGCACAGCUAUUGCCGUACUUUUGUACGGCCUUCAUGUUAAACUGUUCAAGGAAGUGUGUAUCGGUUGGAGUGCAAACUUUUAUGUGUGUAUGUCUGUUUUGGGAUAUGCCAAUGGUGCAAUAAAAUUUAAUUCUGUGUGAAGAGCUCAGAUAGGGGAGCUCACUCUUCAGUACGUGUCAAAAUGACAGGGAAAACCUCCAAGUGCACAAAAGAAAAUGUGUUCAAGGUUGCUGCUGUCACCACGGUGAUUCUGAUCAUCCUGCAGUUUGGUGUCAGUUCGAUUUUUUACCAGUAUUACCAUCCUUUGGCUGUGUUAGUGUCAUCGAAAAUUGCCCCUGUUGGUAAACAGAACUCUUCAGGAGAAUUUGUAGACAUUAGAGACUUCAUUGUCAGCGGACAGUUGCGACACAAGGACCGUUUGGGCAUAGCUAGUCCCUCACUAAAUGCCAAUGCCAGCUUACCAAGGAAAGACGAGGCUUGUCCUUUUAUACCACCAAAUUUACGUGGGGCAGUGUCUGUGGACAAAUCCAUAAAAAGCUACGAUGAAAUAAAGGCUAACUAUCCCGAUCUAUUGCCUGGUGGCCGAUGGAAACCCAAGGACUGUGUGUCUCGUCAUCGUGUUGCCAUUAUCAUCCCAUAUAGAGACCGAGAAGCUCAUCUCAAAGUCUUUCUGCAGCACAUGCACAAGUUUUUACAAGACCAACAGCUGGAUUAUGGCAUAUAUGUCAUAGAACUGGCUAUGCCAACCAAGUUCAAUAGAGCAAUGUUGAUGAACAUUGGGUUUGUUGAAGCGUUGAAGCUGUAUGACUACCAGUGCUUUGUUUUCCACGAUGUGGAUUUGAUACCAGAAGAUGAGAGGAAUAUAUAUUCAUGCCCUGAACAGCCCAGGCACAUGUCUGCUGCCGUAGACACCAUGGGCUACAGGCUACCUUAUGAGGCUAUAUUUGGAGGGGUUAGUGCAUUGACCAAAGAUCAAAUGAAAAACGUAAAUGGUUUUUCAAACAAGUUUUUUGGCUGGGGUGGAGAAGAUGAUGAUAUGCACAAUAGGAUUGUAGCAAAGGGCUAUAAAAUUAUACGUUAUCCAAUAAAAGUGGCUAGAUACAAAAUGCUGUCACACAAAAAAGAUAAAGCCAAUCCUGAAAGGAUGGGUCUUUUAUAUCAGGGCCGAAAGCGCUUCGCCUCUGAUGGUUUAAAUAGUUUAAAAUACAAAGUGAAUAAAGUUGAGCUGAGGCCUUUGUACACCUGGGUCUAUGUGGAAAUAAAUGAAGAGGAAGUGAAAAAGCAACUGGAAAAGGACCAUGAGCUAGCACAUCGAAGACAGCCUAGAGUGUAAUUCCAGAGACUACUGGGUGCAUCAAAACCAGGAAUUCUGACAGUGGCGUUCUUUAUUUAAUGACGAAAUUACAUUUAACUGUCCCAUGACGUUCUCCAGCCUUUGUGUGUAGACCUGGAAAGAGGAAGGCUGUAAGUGGUUCACACAAUACUUACCUGUUGACAAAUGUCCCACAUAGUCUUAGCUUUCACCUUGUUAGGAAAAAUUGACAUUGCUUCACCAAGAUUGGUAACCAAGAUGCCAGAGUGGUGAUUUCAACGAUCUUCAAGACACCACAAGUGUGGAAGUCAACGCUGAUUGACAGGGGAAGCCAUCAGUGAUACCUGUUGAUGGCAAUGACACCAUUUUGGUAGUGGUGAUAAUUUUGUCAUUAUAUGCGGAUGGUGCAAUUGCCAUUAUUUAUACUGAUAGAGAAAUUGUCAGCAUUUGACAGCUGUGAACGAUGCGUAGUGAGGUUGUCAGUCUCUACUUACAGUGUCAACAUUUACAGAUGCUGGAAUUGUCAGCAUUUACUGAUGCUGGAAUUGUCAACAUUUACUGAUGCUGGAAUUGUCAACAUUUAUCGUUUUAUCAUUUGUCGUCAUUUUCCCGUGGAAAAGUUGUCAGCAUUUACAGAUGCUGGAAUUGUCAUUUUCUCAUAGAGAAGUUCUCAACAUUUACAGAUGCUGGAAUUUUCGUCAGUUUCUCAUAGAGAAGUUGUCAGCAUUUACAGAUGCUGGAAUUUUCGUCAUUUUCUCAUAGAGAAGUUGUCAGCAUUUACUGACAUUGGUUCUAUCAGCAUUCACUGGUGAUGGCUUAUCAUCAUUCAAUAAUGGUGACAGAUAGCAGUAUUAUCAGCAUUCAUUGACAUUGGUAAGGGCUAAUUGUUUGGAGUUAGGGGUUAUUACAGUUAAUUCUCAACUGAUAGUCAGAGUACCAGUUUGUCACUUGCAGUGCAGUUCCUAACGCAGAACUAUUAAAAGAGACCACCUCACAGCACUCGCACAAGAUUUCUGGAAGCAAGAAGAGUGGAGUACGCAAAAGGCCAUGUUCCCGCGGUUAUAUUAUUAUUGCUCAUUGCCUUCUUAUGUUAAAGUCUUUUCAAAGUGUCACAGCCAGAAGUUUGGUUGGCUGAUAAUUGACGUUGUUCAGGUAAAAAGACUUUUUCCUCAUGAGAUUUCAGACAAAAGACAGGUUCAUGUGAGCUACUCUUGUCGGGCUGUACACUGACACAACAGACUGUUCAAACACGACAGACAGAUCCUCAGGUUACUCCCUUGAUGGCGUUUUCUAUGACAUCAGGCACCAGGAACGAGAAAAAAUUGAAGAGGAUUUGUGUGUGUUUUAUGCUGAGAUGGUGUGUAAAUAUACUGCCUGCUGUUGUACAUCGUUGUUACGUGCAAUAACAAGAUGUGCUGUAUGUUUGUGCAUUGUGAUUGUAGGAAAGUAUAUUGUAUUAAUGUGUGUGUGUGUGUGUGUGGCUGUUUGAAGAGAUCUUUCUGAAACAUGUACGAGCUAACAAAUUUGCGGAUGUUUUGUAAACUAAAAUCAACGGAAGUAAUGUGACAUACGUCCUCUUCAUUCUUUGGAGUGACAAUUCAUGUGUGAGUGCAUUGUUAAAAGUCGGACAGACAGAUGUAGCGUGCCUUUAACCUGUCAGAGGCUAAUUAACUGUGACUAAUUAACCUGUAGACCUGCAUGCACAUGUCCAUGUGUGAUAAUUGGGUCAAGUGUCUGAACUACCACACAGGAAAUUGCCUGCCUGCAUGUCAAUCUACAGAGUGCUACAGUGUUC
Liolophura sinensis is the source of this 4382-nucleotide messenger RNA. Its product is annotated as beta-1,4-N-acetylgalactosaminyltransferase bre-4-like. Gene Ontology annotation, cellular component: Golgi apparatus. Bases 1457 to 2608 code for a protein of 383 amino acids. Lineage: Eukaryota; Metazoa; Mollusca; Polyplacophora; Chitonida; Chitonidae. Gene Ontology annotation, molecular function: galactosyltransferase activity; N-acetyl-beta-glucosaminyl-derivative 4-beta-N-acetylgalactosaminyltransferase activity. The record is from RefSeq and is a predicted model, not a curated record. The transcript is spliced from 10 exons. Gene Ontology annotation, biological process: carbohydrate metabolic process; glycosphingolipid biosynthetic process.